Molecule: messenger RNA, 1377 nt
Organism: Diaporthe amygdali
Lineage: Eukaryota; Fungi; Ascomycota; Sordariomycetes; Diaporthales; Diaporthaceae
Exons: 5
Coding region: 1-1377 (458 amino acids)
Source: RefSeq, a predicted model, not a curated record
AUGCAGGGAGACAAGGUUCCCCAGGAACGGCAGACUCAAGCCUCGGGGGCCAGCAUCGGGAUCGAGCACGACAAGCUGAUCAUCCGAGCCUCAACCAGUUCAUCCAAGUGCGGCUUGCGGCACAGUAGCUCCAAUUACGUCGGAAUCUACCAGUUCAUGCACCUUGUUUCUUCUCCAGGCGCGACUCUACUUCUCCGUGUCGGCUGGGGUAUCUCUGUCUCUGGCUACCAGCCCGUACUUUGCCAGAACAUUCAACUGCUCAGUCUGAACAUGGACGCAGGCGACAGCUUCGAUUUCGGCUUCAACGGUCAAUCUCUACCAUACUCUUCUUCCUGCCCGUCCUCGUCUGGCAGUUUCUCGUCAGCCUCUUCGCUCUACGAUGCCCUGACACCACCCCCAAGAAACUCGACUCCGCAGCACUCCAUGGACUUCGAUAUCUCCUUCGGCAAUGACACCAUGAUGUUCGACGAGUUCACACCCUCCCCAACAUCGACAUCUGGCUGCUUCCCUUUAGACAUGAAAUCAACCGUGGCUCCCAACAUGCUGUGCCAUGGUAUGCCGAUGACACCGUCCCGGAGUGGCAGCUCGGCGGCGGCAUUCCAGAACAACGUGGACUUCACUCCAACACAGAGCAUGGAUGCCUACAAUUUCAUGGAUUCUCUCAUGAUGCCAACUCCCUCCCCGCUUUUCAGUAACCAUAUACAAAACUGCGACAUGACAGCAAUCUGGCAGCACCAUGCGGAUGGGAGUCCCAUCACUUUUGAGCGGACAUCGUCACCGGCCAUGGCCAUGACAACCCCAACUCCCGGUCCCCUGGGCAGUUCCCACGGCAACAUCAGGCGGAGGAUCGUCAUGGACGGGCCUCAGCAAAAGUCGGCAUUGUUGCAGCAGAGUCUUCCGAAGACAAACUCCAGCAAGAGCCGCGCAUCCAAGGCGAAGUCAGCGGUGGGGAAGCUUCCUCCACUUCAAGAAGGCUUCAAGGUCUCCAAGGCCCCUGCGAACAGACACAGAUGCGAAUACCCCGAGUGUAACGGGAAAAGCUACUCAAGGCAGGAGCACUUGAAGAGGCACUACAAUGAAGCACACUCAGACAAUCCGGAGACAUGGCGCUGUGAAUUUUGCGAGACUCCCAAAACAUUCGGCAGGUGCGACAAUUUCCGUGAUCACCUCAAACGGCACAUCGAAAAGUCUGCUGGCAGCAGGACACGGCACGAGAUCGGCGCUGCUAUCCUGCUUGCCGAGAUGCAAAGCAAGAUGAAGAACAAGAAGAAAUCCACCACGAGAUCAACGUCGCCAAGCACAGAUGAUGGUAUCAAGCCAGACAGCAGCCCUUUAUCAAAGUCUGCGCGAAGUCUGGUCAAAGCCGAACCCUCUUAG